GUUUACGUGGAUGAGAUCACUUCUGCACGGGGGGGGGAACAAAUAGUUUUACGACUCUCUGCUCGCUCUUUUGUUUUGAAAACAAUCAAAGAUAUAUAAGACAUCAAAAUAAUUAUUUAGGAAAAUUCCUCCGAGGGAAAUCGGGUGUAUAGAGCUUUUAGCUUCCGUGACAAAGUCUUUCAAACCAUGAGCUUGCAACCUCCCAUUUUAUGAUUGCUUCCGUCUUCUUCCGCUUCAGCCAAUAGCGGAGCUGUUCCCUGCUCCCCGCCCACUUCGCCCCACCUUCCUGAAGGUCUAGGAACGCUUUCCCAACAUGCUCUGCGGAGAAGUCAAAGAUGGCGGCUGUAGCUGCUGUUCGCUGGCUGCGGCUCCGCAGCAGGCUUGGCCAGGCGCUGACGGGUCGGCGGGCGCGUCUGUGUGAACAGGCACGCAGCUACAGAUUUUAUUCUGGUAGUGCAACCCUCUCAAAGGUUGAAGGAACUGAUAAAGCAGGGAUUGAAGAAGUAGUAAUUCCAAAAAAGAAAACUUGGGAUAAAGUAGCCGUUCUUCAGGCACUUGCAUCCACAGUAAACAGGGAUACCACAGCUGUGCCUUAUGUGUUUCAAGAUGAUCCUUACCUUAUACCAGCAUCCUCUUUGGAAUCUCGUUCAUUUUCACUGGCAAAGAAAUCUGGAGAGAAUGUGGCCAAGUUUAUUAUUCAUUCGUACCCCAAAUAUUUUCAGAAGGACAUAGCUGAACCUCAUAUACCGUGUUUAAUGCCUGAGUACUUUGAACCUCAGAUCAAAGACGUAAGUGAAGCCGCCCUGAAGGAACAAAUCGAGCUCAGAAAAGUCAGAGCCUCUGUGGACAUGUUUGAUCAGCUUUUGCAAGCAGGAACCACUGUGUCUCUUGAAACAACAAAUAGUCUCUUGGAUUUAUUGUGUUACUAUGGUGACCAGGAGCCCUCAACUGAUUAUCAUUUUCAACAAACUGAACAGUCAGAAGCAUUGGAAGAGGAAAAUGAUGAGACAUCUAGGAGGAAAGCUGGUCGUCAGUUUGGAGUUACAUGGCAAGCAAAAAACAACGCUGAGAGAAUCUUUUCUCUAAUGCCAGAGAAAAAUGCCCAUUCCUAUUGCACAAUGAUCCGAGGAAUGGUGAAGCACCGAGCUUGUGAGCAGGCAUUAAACUUGUACACUGAGUUACUAAACAACAGACUCCGUGCUGAUGUAUACACAUUUAAUGCAAUGAUUGAAGCAACAGUAUUCGUGAUAAAUGAGAAAUUUGAGGAAAAAUGGAGUAAAAUACUGGAGCUGCUAAGACACAUGGUUGCACAGAAGGUGAAACCAAAUCUGCAGACUUUUAAUACCAUUCUGAAAUGUCUCCGAAGAUUUCAUGUGCUUGCAAGAUCGCCGGCCUUACAGAUUUUACGUGAAAUGAAAGCCAUUGGAAUAGAACCCUCGCUGGCAACAUAUCACCAUAUUAUUCAGCUGUUUGAUCAACCUGGAAACCCUUCAAAGAGAUCAUCCGUCAUCAUUUAUGAUAUAAUGAAUGAAUUAAUGGAAAAGAGAUUUUCUCCAAAGGACCCGGAUGAUGAUAAGUUUUUUCAGUCAGCCAUGAGCAUAUGCUCAUCUCUCAGAGAUCUAGAACUUGCCUACCAAAUACAUGGCCUUUUAAAUACCGGAGACAACUGGAAAUUCAUUGGACUUGAACAUCAUCGUAAUUUCUAUUAUUCCAAGUUCUUCGAUUUGAUUUGUCUAAUGGAACAAAUUGAUGUCACCUUGAAGUGGUAUGAGGACCUGAUACCUUCAGUCUACUUUCCCCACUCCCAAACAUUGAUACAUCUUCUCCAAGCAUUGGAUGUGGCCAAUCGGCUAGAAGUGAUUCCUAAAAUUUGGAAAGAUAGUAAAGAAUAUGGUCAUGCUUUCCGCAGCGAGCUGAGAGAAGAGAUCCUGAUGCUCAUGGCAAGGGACAAGCACCCACCAGAGCUUCAGGUGGCAUUUGCUGACUGUGCUGCUGAUAUCAAAUCUGCGUAUGAAAGCCAACCCAUCAGACAGACUGCUCAGGAUUGGCCAGCCACCUCUCUCAACUGUAUAGCUAUCCUCUUUUUAAGGGCUGGGAGAACUCAGGAAGCCUGGAAAAUGUUGGGGCUUUUCAGGAAGCAUAAUAAGAUUCCUAGAAGUGAGUUGCUGAAUGAGCUUAUGGACAGUGCAAAAGUGUCUAACAGCCCUUCCCAGGCCAUUGAAGUAGUAAAGCUGGCAAGUGCCUUCAGCUUACCUAUUUGUGAGGGCCUCACCCAGAGAGUAAUGAGUGAUUUUGCAAUCAACCAGGAACAAAAGGAAGCCCUAGGUAACCUAACUGCAUUGACCAGUGACAGUGAUACUGACAGCAGCAGUGACAGCGACAGUGACACCAGUGAAGGCAAAUGAAGGUGGAGAUUCAGGAGCAGCAAUUGCCUCACCAUAGCUGCUGGAAUCACACCUGAGAACUGAGAUAUACGAAUAUUUAACAUUGUUACAAAGAAGACAAGAUACAGAUUUGGUGAAUUUGUUACUGUGAGGUACAGUCAGUACACAGCUGACUUAUGUAGAUUUAAGCUGCUAAUUUGCUACUUAAUAACGAUCUAUUAAUGCACCAUUAAAGGCUUGGCAUUUAAGUAGCAACAUUGCAGUUUUCAGACACGUGGUGAGGUCCAUGGCUCUUGUCAUCAGGAUAAGCCUGCACACCUACAGUGUCGGUGAGCUGACCUCACGAUGCUGUCAUCGUGCGAUUGCCCUCUCCUGCUGCUGGACUUCUGCCUUUGUUGGCCUGAUGUGCUGCUGUGAUGCUGGUCCUUCAUCUUAGAAAGGUGUUCAUGCAGUUCUAUCACAGUUGGGGUUGGGUCAGUAGUUUCCCAAUUUCAGGAUAUUUUGAUGUCAGAAAUAAUGCAUCUUAGGAAUGACUAAACAAGAUAAUGGCAGUUUAGGCUGCACAACUGGUGAAAAUGACUGUAAAUAAAUGUUGUAAUUAGUGUA
Symphalangus syndactylus (siamang) is the source of this 2990-nucleotide messenger RNA. It is a transcript of the gene PTCD3, whose product is annotated as pentatricopeptide repeat domain 3. Gene Ontology annotation, cellular component: mitochondrion. Gene Ontology annotation, biological process: mitochondrial translation. Lineage: Eukaryota; Metazoa; Chordata; Mammalia; Primates; Hylobatidae. Gene Ontology annotation, molecular function: protein binding; rRNA binding; ribosomal small subunit binding. The record is from RefSeq and is a predicted model, not a curated record.